Pollicipes pollicipes is the source of this 3279-nucleotide messenger RNA. RefSeq names its product A disintegrin and metalloproteinase with thrombospondin motifs 16. NCBI's taxonomy places the organism in Eukaryota, Metazoa, Arthropoda, Thecostraca, Pollicipedomorpha, Pollicipedidae. Gene Ontology annotation, biological process: membrane protein ectodomain proteolysis. Gene Ontology annotation, molecular function: metalloendopeptidase activity. The transcript has 17 exons. Bases 140 to 2536 code for a protein of 798 amino acids. The record is from RefSeq and is a predicted model, not a curated record.
UGGGUUGUUGCGCCGCCGGAGCUGGUCUCUCGGUGCAGCGGGAUAGCGCCGCAGCCCUCUGCCGCUGCCAGGCGCUUCCCCUCGGAUUCGGACAUCUGUGUAAAGGGCCGGUCCCAGACAGAACUUCUGCGGCUUCAGAAUGCUUCCUACCGUGCUGUCAUUCUCUGCUCUGCUAGUGGCUUGCUACGCGCUUCCUAGAAACCAGAUUCACCUGGCACUUUCUGGCAGUGAAGUACGCUCCGUCUUUGACGCCGACUCACAUAGCGCAGUACCUGAGUAUCAACUAGUAAACAUAAGGGCGAGAACGCGGCGCAAUGCAGCGGGGGGCAUUAAGAAACAGGUAUCAUUAGAUGCUUUCGGGGAGCGAUAUGACUUGAAUUUAGAGAAGAAUGAAGACCUCAUGGCGGACAAGUUUGACAUAUUCUAUGCCGAUCCGGCCGAGGAUGGCGGCACGAGCUUCCAGAGAGCCGUAGAGGCUGAGCUGCUGGACGUGGGCGACCCGUACCAGGACCGGGAGGCCGAAGCGGCACUGCUCGUCCACCAUGACCAGGACAACGACGCCCUGCUCCUGGAUGGCACGAUCGGCACCACGCUCGUGAUCCGGCCUCUGCCCUCGUCGGCGCGCGCUCACCUGGACAGGGAGGCCGAGACUAACCCCAACGAGCUGCCUCCCGACGACGAGUUCUUCCUGGACGAGGAAGAGAACCUGCAGGACGAGGGAAUCAUGGAGGAUGGCUUUCCCCUGCACGAAUUCCACAACAGUUCCCGCCGUGUUCGGCGUCGUGUUCACAAAAGUCACGCACAGGGCCUGCACUUCGUCUACAAGCGGGCGGCACCUGUGCUGAAGAGCGACUACGGUCUGAUGGAACUAGACGCGCUGCCGACGGCCGCCCGCCGCUCCCGACGCAGGAGAUCGGCACCCUCCGUCAUCUACCCGGAGGUUCUGAUCAUCAUCGACUACGACGGCUUCUUGCUCCAUGAUCAGGACAACAACAAGAUCAAGAAGUAUUUCACCAGCUUUAUGAACGGCGUCGAUCUGCGGUACAAACAGCUGCGCAAUCCCGAGAUCAAGGUCAACAUAGCCGGCAUGAUUAUCUCUCGGGGCGCCGACGCCACACCGUACCUGGAGGAGAACAAGGUGACGAGGGACUCGAUCGACUCGGCCGCCGCUCUCACCGCCAUGGGCAAAUACCUGUUCGAGGAGCGACGCCUGCCGACAUACGACAUUGCUAUGGCGAUCACCAAGCUUGACAUGUGCAGAAAAGACUAUGACUAUGGACCAUGUAACACGGGAACGGCUGGCUUCGCGUACGUCGGUGGCGCGUGCGUCGUCAACAAGCGGCUGACCAAGGUGAACUCGGUGGCGAUCGUGGAGGACACGGGCGGCUUCUCGGGCAUCAUCGUGGCUGCCCACGAGCUGGGCCACCUGCUGGGCAAUGUACACGACGGCUCACCGCCGCCAUCCUACCUGGGCGGGCCGGGCGCCAAGCGCUGCCGCUGGGAGGAGGGCUUCAUCAUGUCCGACCUGCGGCACACCGAGAAGGGCUUCAAGUGGUCGCCCUGCAGCCUGGAGGAAUUCGACCACUUUCUCAACGGCGAGACGGCCACGUGCCUGUACAACGCACCGCACGAGCGCAACAACCUGGACCGCCACCUCCCCGGCAAGCUGCUCUCGUUGGACGCGCAGUGUAAGCGGGACCGCGGCACGAGCGCCUGCUUCAAGGACGACCGGGUCUGCGCGCAGCUCUUCUGCUUUGACCAGGCGACGGGCUACUGCGUGUCCUAUCGCCCAGCGGCUGAGGGCUCGCCCUGUGGUGUCGGCAAGUACUGUCGGGACGGCUACUGCGUGACGGACGACAGCUCCGGGAACGGCUUCGGUCCCAUCUCCUACGGCUCCAGCGACUACUUCACCAGCGCCACCCAGACGAGGCCGGUGUGGACGGACCCUCCCAUCCAGACCACCGAGAAGUCCACCACUAAAAAGCAAUGGAGUUCGAGCUGGGGAUCCAAUCGAUCAACUCGCGAGAUUCAUGGCAGCACCCAGACUACUACCACUUCAAGAACAACGACCACCAGAACCACGCCCACCACCACCACUACAACCACCACGCCAUCAACUACAACCAGGAGCUGGUUCACCAAGCGACCCAAAGCCAACAGUCGAUGGACGGCCUGGAGAAAGUCAACACGUGCCUCCACCACUACAGCGGCAACCACCACCACCACCACCAGAAGAACAACAACCAGAACAACCAGGAGGACGACAACCAGAACCACGAGACAAACGACAGCGGCGAGCACUGCAGGGGUCAGCAAGACCGAGCGGAACAGCGCGGCUAACGCCAUCAAGAGCUCUUCCAAAGAUGGGAGCAGCGGACAGUGCGUGGAUCGCGUCAAUCGGCUGGUGGGCCAUCUCUCCUGCAAGCAGUUCAUCCAGCGGUACGGCUACCGCUACUGCUCCCGCAAGUACGUGCAGCGCAACUGCUGCGCCACGCACAAACGCCUGUGUUCCAACUCCGGGGCGUUCAGCGGGUAACGUCGGCCGCCUCGCCUCCGGGCCAAACUGUCUCCGGACCCACGCGGGCGUGGGCCGGCAGGCGGCCGCCGCCGCGCUCUUGUUGAUACUGAGUUGUUACGGGCCCCGCCGGCGGUGCGGCCCGCCCGGCCGGGGGGCGCCGCCGCCGCCAGGACGCGCCGGGCGGCGCCGGACGCUGCCAACGAGCGCCAGACCCGUCCGCCGUCCCGCCGGCCUGCAGUGAAACGUGAAAACGCCAUAUCGUGUUAGUCGUGAAUCACUGAGAAAUCAAACUCGCGCGCGAGAAUCCGACCGGCACUGGACCUGGAAAUUGAUCACUUCACUGUACCUCACAACCAAAGAGUCUCACAUCGCCGCCUGGUGCCUGGUCGCGUGUGCACCGUCUGCUGCGCUGACAAAUUACUGUAUCCUCUACCGCUGUCCUGCACUGCACUUCACAGCCGCGAAGUCUCAUGAUCCAUUGCAGCGUAACCGGCAUCAUCGUCAAGAAGCAAUCGUCCAUGUUUCCGCCCGACAAAUGCUAUUAGUCGUCUUCAUUUUGUGUAGAGCUGUCGGUUCACUCAGUGACCGCCGCAUAGAGAGAACGUGUCUCGUAGCAUUACGCCGAUCGCGGAGGCACGAGUGUUACAAGUCCGUCGCUAGGUGGCAGUAUUUGUAGAAUAAUUGCAGUAUAGAUGUCGUCUGCUCCGGACUGUGAAUCUGCGAAGCCAAACGGCGCAUGAAAUACAUAUUCGUGAAAUACA